UCUGGUUGGUUGCACGAUCAGUGAAAUGAGAGAAUAUAGAGAGAACUCACUUAUCUACUACACUAGGUACUCAGACUUAGAGUGUGUGUGUGUAUGUGUGAAGGUUUGAGUGGAUUUAUGUGUGUGUGGGGGUUAUGUUCGCUGUCUACUCCAACAGCAACACAAAUUUUACGUGUGCGGGAAGAGGAUGGAUUUUCAUUAACAACUUUUCUUCAUUUUUGUUUUUGUUUUUCUGUUUUAGUUUUUUUUUCUCAAUGAAACCAUUUACCCUAUGCUCACCUUUUAACACCAAUACCACUUAAACAAUAUCAACAAAAUCCACGGCUCAUAUCACAAGAGUGUGACGGCAGAGUGAGUGAGAGAGAAAGAGAGAGGAAUUUAGUGGGUGAAGGGAGAGUAAAAGAGAGAGAAUUGUAGGCAAAAAGGUAAAGGUAGGCAAGGUAAGAGCUAAAAGCCAGAGUUGUAUCGGUGGCGUGGUGCUGGUGCUUGUGCUGUAGCUGUUAGCGAACUAGCGGCAAAGUGAAGUACAACAAACAGAUAAAUGAAUUUCAGUUAAGCACUAGCACUGAACCGGGUAACAAUAUAUUGUAGUAAUUAUUAUUAUUGCCAUUAGAACAUAAAAGUUGUCGUUGUCGGCGGGAAAUCAUCGUCAUCAUAUAAUAUAAGAAUAUAUAUAAGACCACCAUUGGCAACUUUAUAAAAUACCAAUAUACCUAAGGUAUCUUUAUACCUUUUACCUAAGAACAACUAUACUCUCUUCAUCUCGCUCUUUUAUCUGUCCAUCAUCGCAGAAGAUACGUGUGUGGUACCGUCUCACCAUAUACCAUCAUCUUCUUCUUGUCGUUGUCCGUCGUUAUCGACGGUGUUCCAUAUACCUUACCUUACCAUACCUUAGCUACCUACCUAACCUACCUAUCCAUCCAUAGUGAAUGUGUUACAGUUUCGAUUGGGAUUUCGGGCUCGGAACGGUUGCUGAACUAAACCUCUACCUCACUCGGUGUCUCAUUAUCACCUCUCUAAGAUCAGUCAGUCAGUUACAGUUCUCAGUUGUCGUUGCGGUGCGGUGCAUCUACGAGAUACGAGUAUACGAAAUACGCAGCAUUCAGCUUCUUUCUUUCUUCACCAUAGAUAGCGCACUUUUAACGCAUACCAAGUUGUUGUUUAAUUAGUUACGUGCGUCGUGUCUUCGUCGUGUGUUGUGCUGUCUUGUCUGGUCUUGUAUUGUGUUCGUCAUAUACGGUCAUCAAGUCAACGAAACUACAAGUCAACAAUCAUCAAUCUUAUAUACUACCUUUCACUUUCCGGAUCAUUUUUGCGCAACCAUCUCAACAUCUUAAAUCAAAUCAAAUCGUAUCGAAUCUAAUUCAAUUCAAUUCGACGACUACACUGCUAAUUCAUUAAUCAGCCAGCGAUUAAUCCAAUACACAACAAUCCACGACUUCUCUACUCUCUCGCUGAAUUGAGUCAGUUUAAUCAAAAGCCAAUUAGUAGUUUAUAAUGAUAUUGUCAUCAUCAAAUGAGCUGUCGUCGCGAUGACAACGUUGUGAACAACUUAAGUAUAUUGUGUUUGAUUACCAUCAUCAUCAUCAUCAUCGACAUCAUUUUUAUCCCAAACAAACUUAUGAAUAUGCUAAUGUUAUGAGAUUCCUAGAUUGAUUCUGGUGUUGUAGAGUUUUGUGUUUUUGCUUCAGCUUGAGCUUGAGCUUGAUCACGUUUUUGGUCUAAAAUAUCUAUCAACAUUGUUGUUUUUGUGAUCUUUGAUUUGCUAUAAUUUUUGUUUUAUACCUGCGCUGAUCGAAUUUGUAUAGUCGUGCGAAAUAAUUAACAGAGUGAAAUACUAUAUCCGUACAAAGCCCACGCUUCUUAAAAGAUUUUUUGAUUUUUUUCUUUUAAUAUAAAUUGAGUGUUAAUUGAUCGUGAAAUUAAUAAAUGUUGUGAGUUAAAACAAGUGUGUUUAUUUUAUUAAUUAAAUACAAAUAAAAAAUACACAAUCUGUCAUCAAACAUUGAUAUUGAUAUUUAUGUUCCUAACAUUGUCGUUAAUAUAAUUCUUGUGGUGUCAUAAGGAAUUUCCGUUUGAGCGCGUUUAGUAAAGUGAUAAUAAUUAAGGACUUUCAAUUAAACGAAAUCAAAUAUAAAUAAAAUAUAAUCAAUCAUGGAUUUGUCAAUAUACAUUUUUAUGUGCUUAUUUGCACUUUCAUCGAGUUCAUCAUCAGACACAGAAAGUAAAUCAAAACCAGGACGAGGUCGAGGAUCAAUGUGGUGGGGCAUUGCAAAAGUAGGAGAACCAAAUAAUAUAUCACCAUUGAAUUCUGGUAUGUUAUAUGUAGAUCCAGCAUUUCAUGCAAGAUUACGUCGCAAGCAAAGACGUUUGGUACGUGAAAAUCCUGGUGUAUUUGCUGCAUUGGUAAAAGGUGCAAAUUUAGCUAUAUCCGAAUGUCAACAUCAAUUUAGAAAUCGUCGAUGGAAUUGUUCGACAACAAAUUUUUUAAGAGGGAAAAAUUUAUUUGGAAAAAUUGUCGAUCGAGGAUGUCGUGAGACAGGAUUCAUUUAUGCUAUUACAAGUGCCGCUGUAACACAUGCAAUUGCACGAGCAUGCAGCGAAGGAUCAAUUGAAUCGUGCACCUGUGAUUAUAGUCAUCAAUCUAGAUUGCCACAAGCAAAUCAUCAAGCUGGUGCUGUGGCGGGUGUACGCGAUUGGGAAUGGGGUGGUUGUUCUGAUAAUAUUGGUUUUGGAUUUAAAUUUUCACGUGAAUUUGUCGAUGCUGGAGAACGUGGAAGAAAUUUAAGGGAGAAAAUGAAUUUACAUAAUAAUGAAGCAGGAAGAGCUCAUGUUCAAUCGGAAAUGCGACAAGAAUGCAAAUGCCAUGGAAUGUCUGGCUCAUGUACGGUAAAGACAUGUUGGAUGCGUUUGGCUAACUUCCGUGUAAUUGGCGAUAAUCUUAAGGAUCGUUUCGAUGGUGCAUCACGUGUUAUGCUUAGUAAUAGCUUACGCAGCAGUAGCAGCAGCAGCAGUAGUAGUAGCAGUGGUAGUGGCAGUGGCAUUAGCAGCAGUAGCAUCAUCAACAAUGCAGCUGGUCCAUUAAAUAGUGGUAUUGGAAGUUCGAGUGCCUUAAAUAGUGGUAGCAGCAGCAGUAGCAGCAGCAGCAUCAUCGGUGGUAGUUCUAUGACCAUUGGUGGUGGUAAUGCAGUGAGUGGUAGUAGUAAUAGUGCGAAUGCUUUACACAACAUCAAUGUGGAUAAUUUGGAGAAUUCUAUAAAACAUCAUCCGAAUAACUUACCGCCAAGUGGUAAUAGCAUAUCGAGGAAUUCGGUUAAAUCGAGAAAUCGUUUGAACAAAAAAAAUAAUAGAUACCACUUUCAACUAAAACCACACAAUCCAGAACAUAAGCCACCCGGCACAAAGGACUUGGUUUACUUGGAACCAUCGCCAAGUUUCUGCGAACGAAAUCUCCGAAUGGGCAUCCAAGGGACGCAUGGGCGCCAAUGUAAUGACACAUCAAUUGGUGUCGAUGGCUGUGAUUUGAUGUGUUGCGGUAGAGGAUAUCGCAAGCAUGAAGUAGUUGUCAUCGAGCGUUGUGCGUGCACAUUCCAUUGGUGUUGUGAAGUCAAGUGUAAACAGUGUAUGAUGAAAAAGACGAUAUACACGUGUUUAUAGGUUGCUUUAUGUUUUUUUUUUUUUUUUAAUUUUGUGUGAAACUUUCAUGGCGAUUUCUUUUUUGUUUUUGUUUAUAUUUUUUAUUUUUUUUUUGAAAAAUUGUUUCCUUAUUUGCUGCUUAGGACAGCAAAAAUUGUAAGCGAUUGUUGUAUUUUUUGUUUUGCAAACGCCAGUGUUAGGAGUUUUUGUUAACUUUUUAUUUGUCACUUAAAAAAUUGCACAAAAAUUAUAUUUGCACAUACACACACACACACAUAAUAUUAUGCCCUGCUGAUUGUUUAUUAUUUCUGUUUUUGUUUAUUAAUUCGAAAAACUGAGCAAAUACCAUUCAAGUAUUCUAUUAUUUUUUUUUGUUUCAUAUAAUUUUUGUAUUACUCUAAUUUAAGUAUUUAUUUAAUUUUAUUUAAAAAAUAAAUUUAUUUUGUAAUAAUUGAAAGAUUAUAAUACCACGACACUCAAAGCCCAAUUUAGAUCGACUUGCUGCCUAGCACUUUUAUAAUAUUAUUAAAAAUUAAAGAAUUGUUGUCUUUAAAUCUAUUUAUUUCUAUAUAUAAUAAUAAUUAAUUGUACGUGUAAAAAUAAAAAUAUAGUAGAUAGGAAUUCUUUUGCAGUAUUAAUAAAACAAUUAAUUUUUUGCCCCAGUUGUUAGUAUUUAAAAAUGUCUAAAUUAUAAUUUAAAACUUAAAAAAAAAACAAUAAAAAAACAACGAAAAUUGAUGAUGAACGAUAGCUUCAUAAAGACUGAAAUAAUUAUGUUUUUUUUUUGUUUUUUAAAUAAAUAUUUGAAAGUUUAUGAGAGGAGAAGUUUUAUAGUUUUUUCUUAUUAUUUUCUUAUUUGAUAAUAAUGAAUUAUAAAUUAUUUUGUUUUGUAAAUACAUAUCUUAUUUUUUUUUGUAAACAUAAACA
Molecule: messenger RNA, 4563 nt
Organism: Eupeodes corollae
Lineage: Eukaryota; Metazoa; Arthropoda; Insecta; Diptera; Syrphidae
Gene: wg
Product: protein Wnt-1
Exons: 5
Coding region: 2155-3657 (500 amino acids)
Biological process (GO): cell fate commitment; multicellular organism development; canonical Wnt signaling pathway
Cellular component (GO): extracellular region
Molecular function (GO): frizzled binding; cytokine activity
Source: RefSeq, a predicted model, not a curated record